AUGCAGUGUAUAGUAAACUCCAUGCUCAGUGUUAACAUCACCAUAGUCCUGGGCCAGUGCAGCUUUCAGUGGGCAACAGUGACCUUCCAUCUUCCCCACCACGUGCUGAAGCUAGUGGCCAGUGCCAUCGUCAAUGAGCUGAAGAAGAUCAACCAGAACGUAGCUGCCUUGUCUGUGGCCUCAUCCAUCAUGGACAGGCUCUCCUACCUCUUGUCAAGCGCCAGGCCUGAGCUCGGGGUUGGCCCCGGCCGCUCUGUAGAUAGAUCUUUGAUGUACAGUGAGGCCAACAGAAGGGAGACAUUUACAUCGUGGCCACAUGCUGGGUACAGGUGGGCUCAGCCUGAUCCAAUGGCUCAAGCAGGAUUUUACCACCAGCCUGCCUCAACAGGGGACGACAGAGCCAUGUGUUUCACCUGCAGUGUGUGCCUGGUCUGUUGGGAACCAACAGAUGAGCCGUGGUCCGAACACGAGCGACAUUCUCCCAAUUGUCCAUUUGUGAAGGGCGAACACACACAGAAUGUGCCACUGUCGGUGACACUGGCGACCAGUCCUGCCCAGUUUCCCAACAGCCCCGACAGUUCGGACAAGAUCGCCUGCUACGGCUUCGGUAGCUGCCCACAGUUCCUUGCGGCCGCCACCAAGAGGGGCAAGAUCUGCAUCUGGGAUGUCUCCAAAAUGAUGAAGGUGCACUUGAAGUUUGACAUCAACCCAUACGACCCAGCCAUCCUCAGGCAGCUGAUAUUGUGUGGUAGCGAGCAGAGCCAGCAGACACUCACUGAGUCUCGGAGACCAACUCUUGCCUGGCUCGAGGAGUCGUCCUCCUGCUCUGACCUGCCCAAGCUAGAGGGAGACAGUGAUGACCAGUUGGAGGAUUCAGACAGUGAUGAGCAUUCCCGAUCAGAGUCAUUAACAGGCCAGCAGUCUCAGUGGGAGAACAUGGAUGUGAGCCUAGGGGUGACGGCGCUGAGUGUGCUCCAGCAGCCCGAGAAGCUCCAGUGGGAGGUGGUGGCCAGUGUGCUGGAGGACACGGUCAAGGACCUGGAGGAGCUGGGUGCCAACCCCUCAUUGAACCAAGCCAAGGCCCACAGCCAGGCCAAAGCAAAGGACAAGGUCUCUGACCACCACAACAUUCCCUUCCCUUGCCUUCUGGCCGGAGGCCUGCUCAGCUACCGCUCAGCAUCCAGCACCCCCAUGGCUGGACCCCCACCCACAGCCACAACUACAACACGCAGGACCACGGAUGGUCCCCUAAGGACUCAGGGCCCUGAGCCCUUCCAUCCUGGGCCUCUACAGGACCAGGGCCCCAUGGAGAUAGAGACGUGCAAUCCCCAGACUGCAGCCCAGGAUCAGGGCUUCUCUAAUUUAGCUGGUUCCCAACCUCUAAGCCCCUCGUCUCUGCCAGCUGUGCGCAGGACUAUACCUGUGCUUCUGCUGUACAGUAUUAGAGAGGUGGAUGACAAGUCCUCAGGGCAGGUGUUCGCGCAAAUGAACAACCUAAUGAGCAAGGGGCUCCACGAAGAGGGCUUCACUGUGCCACAGAUUAUAGAGAUGGAGUUUGACACACAUGAGCAGCUUCUUCUUCAGGAUCCUCCCAUCACUUACAUUCAGCAGUUUGCCGAUGCAGCCACUAAUCUGGCAGGGUUAGAUGGUCACAUGGACAAAUGGAGCACACUGGCUGCUGCGACAGUCUCCACCCCGCCUCGGCCCGGAGCACUGGUGCAGUGCUUGAGGCUGCCCAAACAGCUAGAAGAGGAGAAUCUUUAUGUGGACUCCAUCACGCCCUGCUGCGAUGGUGUGCACCUUCUGGUCGGCCUGCAGCCAUGCAGUGCUGAAUCUGUGAGUGCUACAAACCAAGUAGAGGCUCUAAACAAUCUAAACCGCCUGCACUCUGCCCUGUGCAGCCAGCGUAAAGGAGACCCCCUACACCCAGUGGCCAAUGGGGUGGAAGGCCACCACCCAGGGGGGUCACCGCCUCAGACUCCCCUGAUCCUGCCCCCAGGAGACCAGAAUCAGCAGAGGUCCCCAAGUGGUGGUAGUGGAGGCUAUCUUGCACUCUACAAGCUCAACUACUCCACCCGUAUAGUCACCUUGGACGAGGAACCCAUCAAGGUGCAGCAGAUUUGGGACCCUUGUGACGCCAUCACCUCUCUUAUAUUGCUUCCUUCAGAUUUGCUUGAUAGCAGGGAGGAUGACAGUGAAGAGGCUCUUGAGGAGGCUCUCCCCUCCGGGUCAACAUCUGGGUUUGGAAUGGGCCCUGCUGGCUCUGUUAGUUCUGGAACUGUCCUAGCAUGUGGAGCAGCCACAACCAGCAGCGCUACUAUCACCAGUCCCUCCACCUCUGCAACGACUCACAAAGAGUGCAAGCGCUUAGAGGUGGCAGGCCUGGGUCACCUUGUGGUGACCACACGGGCCGGAUACAUUAUGAUACUGGACCUGUCAACAUUGGAGGUCCUGGCUAAAGUGGAGCCACCUAAGAAGGAGGGGUCAGCAGAGGAGACGGACCCCUUUGUCUCAGUAACCUAUUGCUCUGGGACCGACCGCCUUUGUGCAUGUACCAAAGGUGGAGAACUUCAUUUCCUUCAAAUUGGAGGUGUGUGUGACGAUCUAGACGAUGGAGACAUGUUUAUUGAUGGCCCCCUUUCUAAAGGGGCUGAACUGCUGCUCGAGGGGGCCAAGCCCUCCUCUAACCCCUCUAGCCCCGGGAUUACAGGAGUGGACCUCCUGACGGACCAACCACUGACCACAGAGAGCCUGAUGUCUCUGGUGGAGCUGACACGAUUCGAGACGUUGACUCCUCGCUUCUCGGCCACAGUGCCGCCAUGCUGGGUGGAGGUUCAGCAAGAGCAGCAGCAGCGACGCCACCCACAGCACCUUCACCAGCAGCACCAUGGAGAUGCAGCCCAACACACCCGCACCUGGAAGCUUCAGAGUUGCAGCUCCAGCUGGGACGAGCAUGUGUUUGAGCUGGUGCUGCCCAAGGCCUGCAUGGUGGGCCAUGUGGACUUCAAGUUUGUUCUGAAUGCCAACAUCGUCAACAUUCCUCAGAUCCAGGUCACUCUGCUGAAGAACAAAGCACCUGGGCUGGGCAAAGUCAGCGAGACGGCGGUAGACAGACAGAUCUCCUUCCCCCUCUCCAAUGUCCUCCAUGCCAAUGGGGAGAGGAAUGGACAGCCUCUGCUGCAUGACUUUACAGAGGACAUUCAAUUCAUGGACAUAGAGGACACGUCAGGCUCUGUGCUGUGUCCAUUCCUAGAGGACCACAAGGAGGAUAUCCUGUGCGGUCCAGUGUGGCUGGCCAGUGGGCUGGACCUCUCUGGCCAUGCGGGCAUGCUCAGCCUCACCAGCCCCAAGCUGGUCAAAGGCAUGGCAGGAGGGAAGUACCGCUCCUUCCUGGUUCACAUCAAAGCAGUGAGUGACCGAGUCAUGGAGGAGAGCCCCCGACCUGUGUUGAGAAUGCCCAGUGCCAAGCCUCAGGGCACCAAAGCCCACUCGCUGUCUACCCUGCUGCAGCGGGCUCAGGCAUCCAAGGAGAAGGUCUCUGCGGUGAAAAUGGAGAGCCCAGCACCCUCGAAGAAAGUAGAAAACCUGCGAGGCUGUGACCUGCUGCAGGAAGUUUCAGUCACAAUCAGAAGGUUUAAGAAGACUUCAAUACCCAAAGAAAGGGUCCAACGCUGUGCUAUGCUACAGUUCCUAGACUUCCAUGAGAAGCUGCUGGAUGCGCUGUGUCGGCGGACAGAGGGCAGCCCAGCCACAGAGCAUGCCCAAAGCCUCAUCCUAGACAUCUUGUGCUGGCUGGCUGGGGUUUUCUCCAACGGUCCCUGCAGCUUAAGAGAAGGAAAGGAGGGUCUGCUGGUGAAAACACGGACACGGCUGACGGAUAUUGUGCGGAUGUGUUUCUUCGAGGCCGGUCGGAGCAUAGCGCACAAAUGUGCUCGCUUUCUUGCACUUUGUAUUAGCAAUGGGAAAGGGGACCCAAGUCAACAGGGUUUUGGCGUGAGUCUGCUGAAGGCUCUGCUAGACAAUAUGCCUUACCUGCCUGCAGCAGCAACAGGUGGCUCCGUAUUCUGGUACUUUGUGUUGCUGAACUAUGUGAAGGAAGAGGACCUUGCAGGCUGCAGCACUGCCUGCGCCAACCUACUCACCGCCAUCUCUCGACAGCUGCAGGACCGCCUCACCCCACUGGAGGCACUGUUGCAGACCAGGUAUGGCCUGUACAGCUCUCCGUUUGACCCAGUACUCUUUGACCUGGAAGUCAGUGGUUCCUCCUGUAAGAAUGCCUUCAACAGCAGUAUUGGAGUCCAAUCAGAUGAGAUUGACCUCUCUGACAUUCUCUCAGGGAAUGGAAAAGUGAGCAGCUGUGCAGCAGCAGAGGGCAGCUUCACAGCAUUAACUGGACUGCUGGAGGUGGAGCCUUUGCACUUUACUUGUAUCUCAACCAGCGAUGGCACACGAGUGGAACGAGAUGACGCCAGCAUGUUCACUGUGAGUACAUUUGGUGUGACGCCUGCGGUGGGCGGCCUGUCUACAGGAACGGUUGGUGAAGCUUCUACAGCUCUAAGCUCAGCGGCACAGGUGGCGCUCCAGUCGCUGUCCCACGCCAUGGUGUCUGCAGAGCAGCAGCUGCAGGUGCUGCAGGAGAAACAACAGCAACUGUUGAAGCUGCAGCAGCAGAAGGCCAAGCUUGAGGCCAAGCUGCAUCAGACCACCUCAGCAGCUGCCGCUGCCUCAGGUGUGGGGCCCAUCCACAACUCUGUGCCUUCCAACCCUUCCUCCGCUCCAGGCUUCUUCAUUCACCCCUCUGACGUCAUCCCCCCAACACCUAAAACCACGCCCCUCUUCAUGACCCCUCCUCUCACACCGCCCAACGAGGCGGUGUCUGCGGCCUUCAGCGCCGAGCUGGCUCACCUGUUCCCCGGCUCCAUGAUGGACCCUGGGCCUGUCAACCUGGCUGCGCACAAGAACACACAGAAAGCCAAGCCGAGCCCCAUGGGCAGUGGCCUGGCUUUGGCGAUUUCCCAGGCAUCUCACUUCCUGCAGCCUCCUCCACACCAGUCCAUCAUUAUAGAGCGGAUGCACUCUGGAGCUCGUCGCUUUGUCACGCUGGACUUUGGCCGUCCUGUCCUGCUGACUGACACUCUGAUCCCGACCUGUGGCGACCUGGCCUCUCUGUCCAUAGACAUCUGGACACUGGGCGAGGAGGUGGACGGCCGCAGGCUGGUGGUGGCCACUGACAUCAGCACCCACUCCCUCAUUCUGCACGACCUGCUGCCACCACCUGUCUGCAGGUUCAUGAAGAUCACUGUUAUUGGGCGCUACGGCAGCACCAACGCUCGGGCAAAGAUCCCACUGGGCUUCUACUAUGGCCACACUUACAUCCUGCCGUGGGAGAGUGAGCUGAAGUUGAUGCACGAUCCUCUGCGGGGUGAGAGUGAGGCAGCCAGUCAGCCGGAUGUGGAUCAGCACUUGACCAUGAUGGUGGCGCUGCAGGAGGACAUCCAGUGCAGGUACAAUCUAGCUUGCCAUAGGCUAGAGACCCUCCUGCAGAACAUCGACCUGCCGCCUCUCAACAGCGCUAAUAAUGCCCAGUACUUCCUACGAAAACCAGACAAGGUGGUGGAAGAGGACCAACGUGUUUUCUCAGCCUACCAGGACUGCAUCCAGCUGCAGCUGCAACUCAACCUGGCUCACCAUGCAGUCCAGCGACUGCGCGUGUCACUGGGUGCUAGCCGAAAGUCGCUGCCUGCAGCCGGACCUCCGGAGGCCCAGGAGCUGGUCCACAACUCAUCCACCGAGCAGCUGAGGACCAUCAUCCGCUACCUACUGGACACACUGCUCAGCCUCCUGCACUCUAACAACGGCCACUCUGUGCCCUCGGUGCUCCAGAGUACCUUCCAUGCCCAGGCCUGCGAGGAGCUCUUCAAACACCUUUGCAUCAGUGGAACGCCUAAGAUCCGUCUCCACGCUGGCCUGCUGUUGGUGCAGCUGUGUGGAGGCGAGCGCUGGUGGGGCCAGUUCCUCUCCAAUGUACUGCAGGAGCUCUACAACUCAGAACAGCUGCUCAUCUUCCCUCAGGACAGAAAGUUAAGUAACAACGUGACACAGUUAAACCUAUUGAAAGCAAAACAGAAAGCUUUGGUUGAGCAGAUCGAGAAGGAGAAGAUCCAGAGCAACAAAGGCUCCUCCUACAAACUGCUGGUGGAACAGGCCAAGCUCAAACAAGCCACAUCCAAGCACUUUAAAGACCUGAUCCGUUUGCGACGGACAGCCGAAUGGCCUCGCUCCACGUUGGACACUGAGUCCACAACAGCCAAAGAAGCCCCAGAAGUAGAACCUCUGCCCUUUACACUGUCCCAUGAACGCUGCAUAUGUGUGGUGCAGAAGCUGGCCCUCUUCCUCCUCUCCAUGGACUUCACCUGCCACGCUGACCUGCUGCUGUUUGUCUGCAAGGUCCUUGCUAGGAUAGCCAACGCCACGAGACCCACAAUCCACCUGUGUGAGGUGGUGUCUGAGCAGCAACUGGAACGUCUGCUGCUCCUGCUUGUAGGGACCGACUUCAACCGGGGGGACAUCUCCUGGGGGGGAGCCUGGGCACAGUAUUCCCUCACCUGUAUGCUACAGGACAUCCUGGCAGGUGAACUGCUGUCUCCAGGCUCUCUGGAUGUCAUGGAUGAGGUGGCACUGGGUGAGGAGGCGGGAGCAUCAUCCUCCUCAGCGGGCGCCGAUUCGGACGACUCCCUUCCCCAGCCGGCACCCAUCCCCCUGGUAGAGAGCAUCGACGAGGCCCUUGUGCCUGAUAUCAUCGCAGGUGCUCCACCUCUGUCAUCUUUGGAAAAAGAUAAAGACAUAGACUUUGACUUACUACAAGACCUGAUGGAUGUUGAUAUUGAUCCUUUAGAUAUUGAUUUGGAAAAAGAUCCACUCGCUGCCAAAGUGUUUAAGCCUAUAAGCAGCACCUGGUAUGACUACUGGGGUGCUGACUAUGGCACAUAUGGGUACAACCCAUACAUCGGAGGAGUUGGUAUCCCUGUCUCCAAGCCUCCAGUUGCUGCUGAAAAGCCCGGCUCACAGGGUCUGUCAGUCUCUGUGUCACAGGGUGAGUCGAGACUGGAUUCUGGGUCUAAUCUUAAGGGCGCCUGUGGCUCAGAGGAAGAGCGGGUCGUCCACUAA
This is a messenger RNA of Morone saxatilis (striped sea-bass), 7167 nucleotides long. RefSeq names its product baculoviral IAP repeat containing 6 (gene birc6). Bases 1 to 7167 code for a protein of 2388 amino acids. The record is from RefSeq and is a predicted model, not a curated record. NCBI's taxonomy places the organism in Eukaryota, Metazoa, Chordata, Actinopteri, Moronidae. The transcript has 35 exons.